AUGAGGCUGGUGGCCAUGUGGGAUUCAUCCUGGAGCCUGUGUUGUCGAUGUACCAAAGGAGUACCUCGAAGCGAUUGCAAUAGGGGGACAGGUACGAAAUUGUGGCGGAGCGAAGCGGCACAAAUGUGGUACAAUUACGGCUUGAUUGGUUAUUCGAGCGCGUUCGAGAACUUGACGGGUACCAGUUUACCCCACAAACUCCGGUCAUCCCUUUUCAUUGGGCAAAAGCUCCAGGUAGCGCAAGUCGUGGCGAGAUGUCUCAUGGGGUUGCGACAAGUACCCAUUUCGUAG
Molecule: messenger RNA, 291 nt
Organism: Neurospora tetrasperma FGSC 2508
Lineage: Eukaryota; Fungi; Ascomycota; Sordariomycetes; Sordariales; Sordariaceae
Exons: 2
Coding region: 1-291 (96 amino acids)
Source: RefSeq, a predicted model, not a curated record